Molecule: messenger RNA, 360 nt
Organism: Colletotrichum karsti
Lineage: Eukaryota; Fungi; Ascomycota; Sordariomycetes; Glomerellales; Glomerellaceae
Exons: 1
Coding region: 1-360 (119 amino acids)
Source: RefSeq, a predicted model, not a curated record
AUGAGCGUCAAUCACGCGGGCCUCCCCUUCCUGACGAACACGGGCCAAGCCCAAACCGCCAACUCUCCCCCCUCCACCGCGAACACGGCUCCUGUCGGUCCCACGGGACCUGUUGCCUCUGCCGGCCCCGCCGCCCUCGCCGCCGGUCCGGGUUCUCCCCGCCGUCCCCCGUUUAUUCUUCGUUUUCUUCCAUAUUUCGUCCAGGAAAUCAUCGUCGCCAUAAGCGACCCCAACCGCUCCGCUCCUCCUCUCCUCUGCUGCCUGGCUUUUCUCUGCGUCUGGGCCAUCUCGGCCGCGUUGAACCCGAUAAUCCCGGGCCUUCGGGUUCGCAUUGAAAACAUCAUGCGCCGUCGUAUUUAG